Larimichthys crocea (large yellow croaker) is the source of this 10826-nucleotide messenger RNA. It is a transcript of the gene nacc1b, whose product is annotated as nucleus accumbens associated 1, BEN and BTB (POZ) domain containing b. Bases 1212 to 2996 code for a protein of 594 amino acids. Lineage: Eukaryota; Metazoa; Chordata; Actinopteri; Sciaenidae. Gene Ontology annotation, biological process: regulation of transcription by RNA polymerase II. Gene Ontology annotation, molecular function: DNA-binding transcription factor activity, RNA polymerase II-specific; protein binding; RNA polymerase II cis-regulatory region sequence-specific DNA binding. The record is from RefSeq and is a predicted model, not a curated record. The transcript has 8 exons.
AGUUGUGCUAGCUACUAUGGGGGAUGGGCUCAUGGGGACAGACCAAACUUUAACCACUUCACCGGCUUCACUCACUCGUCGCCGCGGGCUGUCUCUGCCUUCCCCUCGGUGAGUGACUUGAUGAGUCCUUCGCUCCUCUUCUUCUUUUUCUCCCGCAUUCCUGAACUUUCUCAAAAAGUACUUGGUGUUUUUUUUUUUUUUUUGGAGGGGGGAAGGGGUGCAGUUUUUUUUUUUUUUUUUUUUUUUUUUUUUAGAAACCGCAGGCACUCUUUGAUUCGCCCAAUAUCACGGUGUCCUGUCGGUAAACGGGUUAAGAUUUUACAGCCAACCCCCUACUUUCCUUUCCCCUCCUCUCUCCUCUCUCUCUCUCUCUCUCUCUCUCUGUCUCUCUCUCUGUCUCUCACUCUCUCUCCCCUCGCCAUGCCGGAUCCGUCCGUCUGUCUCGCCCACAGUUGCAGCGCAUUUGUGUCCCGGGAUGACCUGUUGAUGUCGGCUAAAGAUGGAGUGCCAGUAUCGCCCUCCGCUAUAGACCCAAUUUCUCCCGUCUGGUAAAAAUUAAAUAAAAAUAAAAAUAACGUAAAGACAUAUUGAGCCGAUUGAACGUGAAGUGUCGACCCCCCUCCUUUUUUAAUGGUGGAGAUUUUUAAUAAAUAAUUUAUUCGCUAUGAUAUAUCAAACGCGACAUUUUGGAGGGGAACAACAACGCGUGUCUGUCCCGUAUCGGUAGCUGCCAUUCGGCCGGAGGAGGAGGAGAGAAGUCGGUCUCUGGAGCGGACAUCACACCGCGCUGGCACGGACAGAGGGGAGACGCUGAACUGCUAAAUAUUUUAUCCCCUCUCGACUAUUUUGGGGGCAGACUUCGUGUCCCCCCCCCUGGUUUCUUGGACGAUAAAGGGAGUUGAAACUGGGGUUGGCAUUCAAAAUAAAGAAGAGGAGCUCUUUCUUUUUCUUUUUCUUUUUUUUUUUCCGCUCCCCUCCCUCCGCACAUACUGGCCCGGGCCAGCCGAGGACUCCCAAAUCCUACCGGGCAUCGAGGCUGGCACACGGCGGGGCACCGAGAGCUCUCUGCCCGCUCUCUCACUGCUCUCCCCCCCUGCUGACGGCGGGCUCUUCCCCUCUCUCCCUCUCUCUCUCUCUCUCUGUCGAGGCGUUUACCGGAGAGACAUCGGCUCGGCUAGACUUUCAUACCCUGUGGUGCUGGGCAGAGCGUUAUGGCUCAGACGCUGCAGAUGGCGAUCCCUAACUUUGGCAACAACAUCCUGGAGUGUCUGAAUGAACAGCGGCUGCAAGGCCUCUACUGUGAUGUCUCCGUGGUCGUCAAGGGACACGCCUUCAAGGCACACCGUGCGGUGCUGGCAGCCAGCAGCUCCUACUUCCGGGAUCUGUUCAACGCCGGGGGGAAGAGCUCAGUGGUGGAGCUGCCCCCGGCCGUGCAGCCGCAGAGCUUCCAGCAGAUCCUGGCCUUCUGCUACACGGGACGCCUCAGCAUGAACGUUGGAGACCAGUUCCUGCUCAUGUACACUGCUGGCUUCCUCCAGAUCCAACAGAUCAUGGAGAAAGGCACAGAGUUUUUCCUCAAGGUCUCCUCUCCAAGCUGUGACUCCCAGGGCCUCCACACCGAGGAGACCCCGAGCUCCGAGCCUCAAAGCCCCGUCACUCAAACGGUGGCAGGCGGCGGAGUCGGCGGCGUCGCUACAGCUGCCGGAAGACCCACCUCUUGUCUGACACCCCUCCCCCUGGUGUCCAAGGUGAAGACGGAACAGACAGCCUCCACGCCUCAGCCCACCCCACAGCCACAGCAGCAGGAGGGCUCUCCCUACUCAGUGGUCUGCACCCCGGUGGCCAAGCGGCUGUGGGAAGGGGGUAACCGUGAUGGAGGAGGGGGGGCUGGAGGGGGAGGGGGAGGCGGGAUGAGGAAGGCUGCACGCUACUCUUCCUCCUCCUCUUCCUCCUCGUCCUCCAACAACACUGCCCAGGAUGCUUCUGGGCGCGGACCUGCCGUCAACUCUGCUCUGGUGGGCGGUGGCGGUGCUACUUUGGUGGGAGCAGCCGGACUCAACAGUAACCAUAACAACAAUAACAACAACAACGGCGGGACCCCUGAAGGCACUAGUCCGGGCACGCUGAGCAUGUAUACCAGCGACUCGCCAAUCAGUUACCACGACGAUGAGGAAGAGGACGACAUAGCUGAUGACAGCGCCGAAGAACAGUACAGACAGAUCUGCAACAUGUACACUAUGUACAGCAUGCUGAACGCCGGAGCAGCAGUGGUUGGGGAGCGGGUGGAGGCUCUUCCUGACUUGGCCCCAGAUUCAGGCGGUGGACGGGGGGGCAGAGGCGGACGGUCCCGGCAGGACCUGGCGUCGCUGCCCGCCGAGCUCAUCAGCCAGAUCGGGAACCGCUGCCACCCAAAGCUGUACGAGGAGGGCGACCCGGCCGAGAAGCUGGAGCUGGUGAGCGGCACAUCGGUGUUCAUCUCCCGCGCCCAGCUCAUGAACUGCCACGUCAGCGCCGGCACCCGCCACAAAGUGCUGCUAAGACGUCUGCUGGCCGCAUUUUUUGACAGGAGCACUCUCGCUAACAGCUGUGGAACUGGCAUCCGCUCUUCAACCAACGACCCCAGUCGUAAACCUCUGGACAACAGAGUGCUGCACGCUGUCAAAUUUUACUGCCAGAACUUUGCGCCGAGCUUCAAGGAGAGCGAGAUGAACGCCAUCGCAGCCGACAUGUGCACCAACGCCCGCCGCGUUGUCCGCAAGAGCUGGAUCCCCAAGCUUAAACUGCUGAUGGCCGACAGUGACGCCUACUCUGCCUUCCUGGCCGACAGCGUGAAGAUGGAGGCUGACGCGCUGGGGGCAGAGCAAGGCUUUGACCCUGCCUCCUUGGAAGCCGUGGCAGCGGCGGCAGCGGCCGCCAACAAUAACGAAGUGGGAAGCGGAGCCACGCCAGCAGACACCCUCCAGGGGUCGGGAGGAGAUGGCAGCACUUUGUUUUGAGUGAGUGAACGGACAGAUAGAUGAAUGGACAGAUGGACGGAUUGAUAGAGGGAGGGAUGGCGUUUUCUGGGGCAAUGAGUAAAGAACGGUGGCCACUGUGGUCGUGAUGAUAGUUGUGGCUCGUGCCCUGGCCGCCAUGUGUUUGGGGAUCUGUUUCUUUUACACCUCUUUCAGUCAGUUUGUUCUGCUUUCCUUCCUUCGUUUGUCCACAUUUCAGUCUCUCUCUUAGCGGCUCAGAAUGCCUCUCUCCGAGUUGUUCCUCCUUUCUUUUCUUCUAGAGAGAGAUUGAAAAAUGGAGAGAAAGGUAGCAGAGGGAUGAGGUUGAUAAAUGGUCAACCCCCCCCCCACCCCAACACACCUUUUCAUUCCUCUGCAACCUUUCAAGAUUGUUUCAGCCUUUUAUAUUUCUUUGUUUUUAAAAGCGUGUACUGUCACUAAGGCCCUUUUUUCUUACCAUAAUCAAUCACAGACAUUCCCUUGGGAGGCGGGUGGGGAGGGAGGGGGUAAUCAUGUUUGGAGAAAGUGAUAUUUCCUUCACCAAACUCCGGUAACACUGUUGUUUUGAUAUUGAAUGUAUGCGUGGAAAAGCAUCCGGGCCGCAGAGUUUGUAAGUCAAGUGGACGUUGAGUGAGCUUGUACAGAGCCCUGUUUUUUUUUCCUUUUUGUUCUUUGUUUUGCUUUAUAUUAUCUGGACGGCCGGAUGACCGCUUCUGUGAGCGCGCGGGGGGUUGAUGAGGUCAGGGGUUGAAAUGAAUAGUAAUAUGUAUAUUGGCAUGGUUUAUGAUCUCCCCAACCACACCAACCCUGCUCUGUUAACCCCUGCUGGGCAUGCUGGGAAUACUGACCUACCAGCUCAUAGAGAAAUGCUGGCGAGUUCUGACUAACAGUGUGGUGGCAGAUGAGGGGGAAAAAAGUAAGGUUUGCUUGGCUAAAAAACACAAAAACCUCCCCCUCUUUUUGACCCUAAAUGUAAAGAAACAUAAUUUCAGUUUCCCUUUUUUUUGUGUUUCAAAUUUUUAAUUUGUCCUUUUUGUGUGUGAUAUAUUUUAAUUUUAAUUUUGCCAAGCCUCCAGAGGGAGAGGAAACUUGUUACCGAUGAUUGUCAAAGAGUUUGCGCGUGAUAAAUGCACUGUGUUAUUUCCUGCGGUAUGAGUACAAUCGAAAAUACGUUUUUGUACGUAUCAGAAAGAGAAGAGGGGUGGUUUUAUUUAAAAAAACAAUGGAAAAAGGAGAAAAAAUACAAGCUGAAAUCAAACUUAUAUAUCUGUUUAUCACCCUUUUUUUUUUUUUUUUUUAAUCUGAAGGAAAGUCAAGAGUUUCUGCCUGUGAGCAUAGGAGUGAUUUGUGUGUGUGUGUGUGUGUGGAUACGGCAGUGAUGUUUUGUUCUCAGCUCAUGUUUAAAUUGUUUUCCCUGAGAAUAUUCGCAGCCAUGCCAGUUAGCAGCACAGGUUUCCUCAGGCUCUGCUGCCUGGAUGCGUGCUCGCUUGGCACGGACAAAGGUGCUAAUUCAGGCAUCGGUACAUUUGCAAGGAAUAUGUGUGUGUGUGUGUGUGUGUGUCUGUGUGUAGGUGUGUGUUUGUACGGCCGCACAGUUUGUGUGUAUGCUGCAGCAGAGAGAGAAGAGCGGGAGGCCAGACGGUGUGUUUUCACACACACGGUUCGAUUCAUUCACCCAUCGCUGCGGCGAGCACACAUACACGCUAAUACACAUUUGGGCGCUGUCAGCCGCAUCAGCUACAGUACGGCAGAGCAACGUGGGAAUUAAAGGGGAAUCACACCAAAGUAGACUUGGGAGGCUGUUGUUGGGCACAUUCACCUUCAAUUUGUUUUGUGUUUUUAAUGAAGCGACAGUAAAUGUGAUGGAAAAGGUGAACUUUCACUGCACUCACUUGAAAGUUUUGUGGUUUGACACGUCUGGCUUUAUGUGAGGUAUUUAGAGUUCUAAACAAAAGCUGCUAAAUAAUGGAAAUCACAGAAGUAUGUUGGCAUAGAAACAACCCUGAAAGUCAUAUUGCCUUCAUAUUUGCCUUUUGAUAUUUGCGUGGCUCAGUGGUAGUUUUCAGAACAAGAUUAUUUCUCUUUAGAAAUAUUAACCCUGCGCGAUACGGCUGAACACACUCAUCAGUCUGUAAGAGGGCUUUUCUUCUCUUGUUGAGUUUGACGUUGAAUCGAGGGGCUGCAGUUGAACCUUUUUUGAUUUAGUGCCACUGAUAUUUUAGUCUCGGUUUGGCCUCAGUGUCUUUUUUAUCGCAAAAUCAAUCCCAGACAAUCAAUAUAAAGCCUAUUACUCCCCAGUGCCAAACAGACACCUCUGUCUGUUUGGCACUGGAGAAUGAGAGACCUAAUGAAAGCAUGAAUAACAAGCAAAGUUAGCCAACUGUAAAUGUAUGCCCUCUCUCUUAUUUGUCUGCUAAACGGAUUUGAUCAAUGCCAAAAACCCCAGAAGACUAAAACUAAAAAUAGCUUCUCCAUGUUAUUCAACAUAAUCUGUGGCAGAUCCAAAACAAAUUUCCGAUCCUUGGCUAAUGUCAGGGCUGUAGUAGAUUAGUGUAAAUUACAUCCAGGCCACAGAAAGUGGGUUUAUGGCCUCGCAUCAACGUGAGAUACCUCACUGUUGAGUCAAGAACUGAGACCAGAUCAGACGAGUCCAGCUCUAGAUGGUAUUAAAGUCUCCUAAUUGUCACAUCAGGCAUCGCAUAGGGGAAUAUUAGAUUUAAUUGAGCUAAAGAUCAGCUGGUCUUCAAAUAAAGUAGUGAUGGUAUUGAUGACCAGACUUGAGUCCUGCAUCCAUCCGUUACGGUACAGUUGAUACUUUCAUUGAUUUUAGGUACAAUUUGCUACAGAAAUUCAUCAAGCGUAACUCAAUUACCAUAAUUCAUUGAGACCAAAACAGCUCUUGAUAUGUAAUCAGUUUCUAAAGCAAAAACGGAUCAAAGGUUAUUGAAAGAUCUUUUUUAUUUCAUUCUGCUCGUGUGUGUCAGGGAGCAUUUAUCUUAAGGCUGAAAGAAAAUAUGAAGUGACACUAGAUGAAAUGGAAAGUUUCAGUGUGAAGCCCUCAGUGCAGAGUUUUCUCUGUAUGACAGCAUUUUGGCAAAAGUGAUCAGAUUGGAAACAGACUUCCUGUGAAGAUCUGGGAUUUAUAUAUUUAAAAAAAAAAAGCAGACCCAUGUUCUUUAUUACGAUACUGUUAUUUUAUUGUGUCUGUUUGCUCUGUUUGGUGGACGUCGGCAGAUUCUUGAAAUGAAAUGUGACGUAUCGACUGUAGGGGGCAGCAGUGUGAGAGAGUCAAAGGUGCCAUCAUGGUUAAAAAGGGAACGCGUUGAGUGUUAAUAAUCCAGCUGUUGAAUCCACAUUUAUAACUUUAUGCCCUGUUUUUACGUAGAAGACAUUUUUAAAAUUGAAUUUCUGGCGAACUAAACUCACUGGUACAUUGGAUUCCUAAUCCUACGAUGCUAAAGCGUGAUACUCUUGACGACCCAAACAAGAAACUAACAAAGAGUUUGUUAGCCAAGAUUUGUUUUUAUUGUAAACUCGACACUUCUGACCUGUUUUGGUCUUUUUUCUUUUUUUUCGUUACAUGAGGAGAAACCUCGAGCACCUUAUUGCCAGUGUGCUGUCAGAAAUGUGGCGGAGGCUGCUGCGUGGUGAACUGUUCAAUGUCACUGUCACAGCUUUUUAUUGAUGUUUGGACUGCCACACACACACACACACACACACAGGCCUUCAAUGUGAAGAGACUGUUGUUAAACCAUCUGUUAAGUGAAACAGAAAGUUGAAAAUCACCCCGGAGAAGAACCAAAAACCACCUUUAAGGCUUCAUCUAAUCCGUCUUGAACUGAACCAGUUUUGUAGACCAGUGUUCUAAAACAAAAUUGUCUGCUUUUUACAGCCUGGCUUUUGAGGAAUGAUGUUUACGUGACUAUUUGUUUUUAUAUAUAUAUUUGCAUAUAUCAAGUUUUUUUAAUUUUUAAAAAGGCUAUCAGUCAAAGAGCCCUUGUCCUGAGACGAGCACCUAAAGGUCCUACAGUUAGCAGGUGGAAGGUAACCGAGUGGUAGCUCCACCCUUCCCCACCCUCUAUUCUGGAGCACAUGGUACGAUUCAUGGAGACUUAAAUGAGUUCAGUAACUAAGGACAGGCGUGAGAAGAUGCCAGAGGGAUGAAGAAAGGAAGAAAAAAAAAAAGUGAAAGGGAUUGUGGGAGACGGAGGCGACAGUUUGCACAUUUUUGUUUUUUGUUUUCCUUUUUAAAAAAAAAAAAAAAAUCCAAUCCAACCCUUUGUUUAAAACCACCGCCUUAAAUGAGAAAAAUUAUUCUGAGUGAGAUAGAGAGAGAAGAAGAGGACAGUCUGAGCCUCCCUAGAGAGGAGAGAUGAAUGAGGAGGAGGAGGAGGAGGAGGAGGUGGAGGGGUGGCUGGGACGCUUGGAUGAUUUGGUGUGAAUGCAUGCAUGCAUACUGGUGUGUAUGUAAGUGUGUGUGUAUGUUUCUGUGUGUGGUUUGUUGCAGGGUGGGUUUGGAAGCUGUUUGUGAAGGGUGUGUGUGUGUGUGCGUGUGUGUGCGUGUCUGUGGGCGAACACAAUGCGUGGGUGUGUUUUUUAAUGUGUGUGUGUGUGCAUAUUAAUGUAUGUAUGCAGGGUUUUUUUUUUUUUUUUUUUUUCCCUCCCCGCUCGCUUCCCUCCAUCUCCAUUUAUGGCAUGUUAAUGUCUGCCUCCUCACUCGAAAGAGCCUUUGACAGUGGUACUGUGUGUGUGUGUGUGUGUGUAAUGCGCAUGCCUAUGCCAGGCUGGGUCUGCGUCUCGAUCUAUGUGCUGCAUACGUGUGUGUCUGGCUUCAUGUGGCGACUGCGCAUGUCUGUCACUGUGUGUGGGUGGUUUGGGUGCUCAGCUCUGCAAGGUCUGUCUGUGUGUGUGUGUGUGUGUGUGCGUGUGUGUGAUAGUGGGUGGGAUGUGCGCAGAGGCUGUUUGUUUUUGUCUGCCUCCACUGCUUCACACACACACACAUCUGCAGAGUCACAUAUCUACAUCCACAGCAGAGAGUCUGUACAUCUGUGUCAUAUCAAGGCUGCAGAUUAAUUGUGGCCAUGUCUCACAUCAUGGCCACUGCUCCACUGUUUCUUGAGGAGUGUUCCUUUAUACACGUAAGUGUCAAGUGUCUUUUUAUAUAUAAGUGUCAUGUAAAUGUUUAAAAAGAUGAAGCAGAUCAUGAGCACUUCUAUCGACUCUUCAGCUCAGAUUUUUUUUUUUUAAUCCUCUAAAUUCCCUCCCUAAAUAUCCCGUCACUGCCUGGUGCACUCCUGCACGGGACAGCAGCACAACUGCAGCCAGGACACUGACACUCUUUCCCUCCACCUCUUGAUUUUUUUUUUUUUUUUUUUUCCUCAAUCCUCCUUUUCUUCUCUCCCUCUCUGCCCUCGCCUGUCUCUCUCUCAGCGCCUCUGUUUUCUGUUUUCUUUGUUUACAUCUCUUUCUGCCUCGUCUCUUUAUGUAUACAUUUCUACCCCCCUCCCACCCAUGUCUCGCCUCCCUCUUUAUCCAUUACACACACACACACAUACACACACACACACACACAGCUAGCGUCGGUCCCUUGUUGCUUCAUUACAUAAACCAUCGUUUUCCAUCCGCCGCUGCUUCGUUUCUGUGUCGACUCCAUUUUCUUCAUAGAAUGUAAAUCCUUGCCAAACUCUCACCCGUAUAUCUGUGUGUGUGUGUGUGUGUGUGAGUGUGAGUGAGUGUUGUCUCUGUCUACAACAACAGAUGGAGCUGCCAAAUACAUUGCUGUGUGUGUGUGUGUGCUCGUGUGCAUAUAUGUGAACAAUUUGAAUGCAAAUAUGCAAAUAAAUGGGUGAAGGUACAUCUGACCAAGCAGUGUUUGUGUGAGUGUGUGGUCAGUGUGUGUCCUCGUGCUGCCCACCCCCCUCUCAUGGGACACUGUGGAUCAGUUAGUUGGGUGUGCGUGUGUGUGUGUGUGUGUGUGUGUGUGUGUUUUUACUGCACCUUUUUUAAUAAUCAGACAAUUGAUGAUCUAUCUAUCCCUAUAUUUUGGCCGAAUAAUCAAAAUGUCACAGACAUGCAGCCAAUCAUCGGACCGGACUGUUGAACCAAGUGACCAAGUGGGGUUAAAAAAAAUAAUAAUUACAAUCAUCAUAGACUUGAGCGGGGAGGGGAGGGAGGAGGAGGAGGAGGUGGUGGUGGUGGUGCUGUUCUUCCUGAGGAGGAGAUGUUUGUUAAGAAUCUCCCAGGACAGAUGAGGCAUUGCGGCAGUCUGCCGUCACAUGAGCGAAGCCACAAUCCAGACAAAGAGACAAGAGAGAGUGAGAGGAGAGAGAGAGGAGGCUAAUGACAGGGAGGAGGAGGAGAAGGUGAUCGUCUCUCUCUGGCCCUGUGCCACCAAGAUAAAUACCUGGGUGCUUGUUUAUUUAUGUAGCGUGGCAUUUUGCAGAGGGGCGGGGUUGUGGGCUGAAUGAAUAAACGGUAGAGUUGUCUAAAUCGUUAAAAAAAAAAUUUUAAGAAUAAAGCUUCCAAAACUUGUCUGGAUGACAAAGAAGAUAAGCUUUGAUUUUCUCCCACAAAGUUGAAAUUGCACUAAAUAUCUGUGAAGAAUAAAAAUAAUAAUAAUCUCUUUAUGUCCUGAAACACAUUUGGCUGAAUGUUUUACCCCAGUGUCCUUUUUUUUUUUUUUUUUAGCACUGCAAUACGCAUUUGAAAAAACAUUUUUACUGCAACUAUAUAGAGGUGAUUUUGGCCUCAUUGGCAGUCAUUAUGGCCAGCUGUUGUCAGUGCGUUAUGUUAAACCCAAGACGUCUGCAGUCAGCAGUUAACUGAUCAGGAAAAACAAUGGAUUUUUAAAUUAGCAGGAUAUUAACCGGUCGUGUGAACACACGUCAUAUUAAGUAGUACAGUGGUUCCCAACCUUUUGUGCUUGCGACCCCCUUCCUUCUCAAAAUCAUAUCUAAAUGCAGCAUCUCAAGUUGUAGACAUAAUGUUCCCUUCUCGGAUUGUUUCUUUCAAAUAAUAAUGAAAUAAUUAGAUUGGAUGAUUACUUUAUGAACAGUUGGUUGAAUUUCGAUAAUUGAAAAAUCACUGGCUCCCACUUUGGUUCCAAAUAUAAAUAUGUUCUGUGUUUUACGAAAUAUCGUCAAAACAAGGUGACACAAGAGAAGCAAUUUGAAGACCUAAGCGAAGCCGUGGGGCAUAUUAUUACAGUUAUUAGACAUUUUAUGGAGCCAACAGUUUAUCGAGAAGUGCCAGUAAUUAUAAUCAUUAGUUGCAGGAAAGAAUUUUAUAAGAUAUGUGUGUAAUUUUUAUGUCUAAUCUGGUGAGGCCUUAGAUUCAUCUGACAAUCCUGUGUGGGGAAGACACAGGGAGGGAACCACUGUAGCAGCAGCAGCAUUAGACCCCAGUGUUGAGCUUUAAUCUUCUAAUGCAGGCAGGAAAGAGUGAAGUUGAAAGUUUUGUACUUUUUUGUGUCACUGUGCCAGAUUUUGAAAAGACCGUAGAAGUGAUUUGUUGAGGGUUAAGACGGUUCCAACAAGCUUUUUUUUUUUGGUCCAAAUUUCAUCUGUCUGUCGCUGCUUUGGCCUGUUCUCCUGGGGGCCUCGGGUUGUCGACACACGGGUUCCAACUGGUUUCCACAUGCAGGGCUUUGAAAUUUGGUGUACUCCAAAGGAGCACAGCAAAAGGGAUAUUUCCUUUGUAAUAUCUGUGUCUGUUUUAUUUCCUCUUUUUUGAUUUGGAGGAAGAGUUAUGAGCUCGUAGCUGGAUGCUACUGAGAUGAGGAAGGAGAGAAUGAUUUUUUUUUUUUUUCAUAAAGAUUUCAGAAAGUUUUGAACA